Molecule: messenger RNA, 1788 nt
Organism: Amaranthus tricolor (Joseph's coat)
Lineage: Eukaryota; Viridiplantae; Streptophyta; Magnoliopsida; Caryophyllales; Amaranthaceae
Product: histone deacetylase 6-like
Exons: 6
Coding region: 123-1463 (446 amino acids)
Molecular function (GO): histone deacetylase activity
Source: RefSeq, a predicted model, not a curated record
UUGCUCCGGUGUUUGAUCCCUAAAACUUUCCCCCUCUUCAACGUUCCAAAGUUUCCCUUCCACCCUCCUCAGUCUUUAUCAUCUCUCUCCCAAAACCAUAUUUCUCCCCCAAAUCCUCAACAAUGGAAGAUCCAACCUCACUAGGCUCAUCCUCACUCCCAUCUCCCUCCUCAACCGACGCCAAAAAACGCACAGUAACCUACUUCUACGAACCCUCUAUCGGCGAUUACUACUAUGGUCAAGGCCACCCCAUGAAACCCCAUCGUAUUCGUAUGGCUCACAAUCUCAUCGUUCAUUAUUCCCUCCAUCGUCGCAUGGAAAUCAACCGUCCAUUCCUUGCCGAAGCUUCCGAUAUUCGUCGCUUUCAUUCCGACGAUUACGUUGAUUUCCUUGCUUCUGUUUCACCUGAACUCUGUGGUGUUUUCUCUUCUUCUUCUUCGCUUGACCAUGCGCAUUCCAGACACUUGAAAAGGUUUAAUGUGGGAGAUGAUUGUCCUGUUUUUCCUGGGCUUUUCUCGUUUUGUCAAGCUUCUGCCGGUGGGUCUAUUGGAGCUGCUGUUAAAUUGAAUAGGAAAGAUGCUGAUAUUGCUAUUAAUUGGGCUGGUGGGUUGCAUCAUGCUAAAAAAUCCGAGGCUUCUGGGUUUUGUUAUGUUAAUGAUAUUGUUCUUGGGAUACUUGAACUUCUUAAAUAUCAUAGGCGUGUGCUAUACAUUGAUAUUGACGUGCAUCAUGGAGAUGGUGUUGAAGAGGCCUUCUACACCACUGAUAGAGUUAUGACGGUUUCCUUUCACAAGUUUGGUGACUUUUUUCCUGGAACUGGACACAUUAAAGACAUUGGAGCAAAUAAUGGGAAACAUUACUCUCUAAAUGUUCCACUGAAUGAUGGAAUAGAUGAUGAUAGUUUCAGAGGUUUAUUCAGACCCAUCAUUCAAAAAGUCAUGGAUGUUUACCAGCCUGAUGCCGUUGUCCUGCAAUGUGGAGCAGAUUCACUAUCUGGUGAUAGGCUUGGCUGUUUCAACUUAUCUGUAAAAGGGCAUGCUGAUUGCUUGCGGUUUCUUAGAUCUUUUAAUGUCCCUCUAAUGGUUCUGGGUGGAGGAGGGUACACUAUUCGAAAUGUAGCUCGUUGCUGGUGUUAUGAGACAGCAGUUGCUGUUGGGGUAGAACCUGAUAACAAGUUGCCGUACAAUGAGUAUUACGAGUAUUUUGGCCCAGAUUACACUCUUCAUGUCGAGCCUAGUAAUAUGGAAAACCUGAACUCCCCCAAAGAUUUGGAAAAGAUUCGGAAUAUCCUUCUAGAGCAACUAUCUAGAAUACCUCAUGUGCCGAGUGUUCCAUUCCAGACAAAUCCUCCUUCCGCAGAACAACCAGAAGAGGAAGAAGAAGACAAGGACCAAAGACAAAAACCUCGCCUCUGGAAUGGUGAGGAUUCUGAUUCUGACCAUGAGGACAAUAUGAUGCCUUAGCCUGGACCUACCAAGGAUGUUUUGUAGAAAAUGACAGGUCGGAACUUUGAGAUAACGUUGCAGUCGCGCAUUUGGAGAGCAAAUGCUAUGCAGCAUUGAAGUAUUUGAUUGCACGACUUGGUAAUGAACAUACAUUUUAUCAACAUAUGUCGGACAAUUUAGAGACGGUAUAGGAUUCAAUCGAAAGGAAAACUGUUUUUGAUAACUAAUCAGGUGUAAUUACUCUUUGCGUAUCAUUUUAUUUGGGGAAUGUGUAGUUAAGUAGCUGUAUGCACACACCCUUUAUCAAUACAUCGGCUGAAAGCGUCUAUUUUACUCGAAGGAA